Molecule: messenger RNA, 1938 nt
Organism: Drosophila hydei
Lineage: Eukaryota; Metazoa; Arthropoda; Insecta; Diptera; Drosophilidae
Gene: Slu7
Product: pre-mRNA-splicing factor Slu7
Exons: 5
Coding region: 144-1886 (580 amino acids)
Biological process (GO): mRNA splicing, via spliceosome
Cellular component (GO): spliceosomal complex
Molecular function (GO): pre-mRNA 3'-splice site binding
Source: RefSeq, a predicted model, not a curated record
UUGACGGUCGCGUAUUGCUAUUUAUGUGUCGACGUUAAUAUCGAAUGGCAUGUAUGUCUUAUCGUCCAUCCAUGACAUUUGGCGAUAUGAAAACAAUAUUUUUUGAUUGUUUAUGCGAUUUAUAAUUACCAACAACGCCCAAUAUGAGUUCUGGUGCUGUUCGGACACCUGUUUCCCAAAUAAUUCACAACAAAGAUGAUCAGGAUGUCGAUGACGAGCCAAAGAAGAAGUCACGCGAAGAUUGGCGCAAGGCAAAGGAGCUGGAAGAGGCCCGAAAAGCGGGUACUGCACCAGCCGCAGUCGACGAAGAGGGUCGUGACAUAAAUCCACAUAUACCGCAAUACAUUUCCAAUGCGCCCUGGUACUAUGGCUCACAGGGGCCCACAUUGAAACAUCAGCGCCCACAGCAUGAGGAUGAACGUGGCCAAUUGGACAACAUAGCACCCAAGGGUCUGGACACGACCAAAUUCGUAACGAAGUUUCGUAAAGGCGCCUGCGAAAAUUGUGGCGCCAUGACGCACAAGAAAAAAGAUUGCUUGGAAAGGCCGCGAAAAGUCCAGGCCAAGUACGCCGAAUCGAUUGUGGUGCACGACGAGCAUAUUGUGACCGAUUCCUCGAUUAACUACGAUGAGAAGAGAGAUCGCUGGAGCUCCUACGAUCCGGCUAACCAUCGAGAAAUUAUCGAGGAGUAUGAAAAAGUAGAGGAAGCAAAACGACAGCUAAAGGCUGAGAAACUAAAGAAUGAUCCUGAUGCUGAAAUCUCUGGUGAUGAGGGUAACGAAGAUAAAUACGUUGACGAGGUGGACAUGCCUGGCACAAAAGUCGAUUCGAAGCAGCGUAUUACGGUGCGUAAUUUGCGUAUACGCGAGGAUACAGCAAAAUAUUUGCGUAAUUUGGAUCCGAAUUCAGCUUACUAUGACCCGAAGACACGCUCUAUGCGAGAUAAUCCCAAUCCAGCCGUACCUGCGGAGGAAGCGGAAUUUGCCGGAGAGAAUUUUGUUCGUUUCUCUGGGGACACCACAGCACAAGCAACUGCUCAAUUGUUUGCAUGGGAGGCGCAUGGUAAGGGUGUUGAUGUGCACUUGCUGGCCGAGCCCACAAAGCUGGAGCUGCUCCAAAAGGAAUACGAACAGAAAAAGGAACAGUUCAAGUCAAGUACCAAAACGGAUAUUGUAGAAAAGUACGGUGGCGAAGAGCACUUACAGGCGCCGCCAAAAUCGCUGCUGCUCGCCCAGACCGAGGAAUACGUAGAGUAUUCGCGUAGCGGCAAGGUCAUUAAAGGCAUUGAGAAACCAAAAGCCCGCAGCAUAUACGAGGAGGAUGUGUACAUUAACAAUCAUACGACCAUAUGGGGUAGUUUUUGGAAUGCCGGUCGUUGGGGCUACAAAUGCUGCAAAUCCUUCAUUAAGAACUCAUAUUGCGUGGGUAUGCAAGAACCGGAAGGCUACUCAGAGCAGCAACAGCAGCAUACCAUAUCGAGUGCGGCUUCUGUUGCAGCUCCAGUUGUAGAUGCUGUACCACGCAUACAGGCGGAAGAGGAUGUUGAGAAUAAAGCAGCUGACUCCGAAGUAGACUCUGCGCACAGUACAGAAGAGUCUUCCGAAUCUGAAGAGGAAGUAAAGCAGAGCAAAAAAUCUAAGAAAAAAUCCAAGAAACGCGAAAAGAAAAAGAAGGCCAAGGAACAGCGAAAAAACAAAAAGAAACACAAAGAAAUUAAAGAAAAAGAGACGUCCACGUCCAAAUCAAAGCAUAUAUCUGAAGAGGUUGAUGAUAGGAAGCGUCCAUACAACAGCAUGUACGACGUUAAGGCGCCCACCGAGGAAGAAAUCGAGGAAUGGAAGAGAAAACGCACUCGCACCGAUGAUCCCAUGCUACAAUUUCUAUAAACAAUAGAACACUAAAUACUAAAUAAUAGAUGAAAAAGCAGAAACUUGGAAA